Molecule: messenger RNA, 1203 nt
Organism: Fusarium keratoplasticum
Lineage: Eukaryota; Fungi; Ascomycota; Sordariomycetes; Hypocreales; Nectriaceae
Exons: 2
Coding region: 55-1203 (382 amino acids)
Biological process (GO): pantothenate biosynthetic process
Cellular component (GO): cytoplasm
Molecular function (GO): 2-dehydropantoate 2-reductase activity
Source: RefSeq, a predicted model, not a curated record
UCCAACAGCCGAGCUUCAAGUACCCUUGUUUCUUCCCCGCAUCUUGAGCAGCUCAUGGCAAGCUUUCUUCGAAGCUAUAUUGGGAGCUUUACUCGUCUGUGCACAGUCAGAAGCAAUUCUCUUUCAUCCCAGCAUCUACUCUUUCCAACAAGACUAUACCAUCAAUCCUUCAACAUGGCAAAGAGCAGGGUUCUGGUCGUCGGCACUGGUGGCAUUGGCACCAUGUCUGCCUAUGCCCUUGAGAACGGCGGUUUGGCUGAAGUCACUGCCGUUAUGCGAUCCAACUACGACGCUGCCGUCAAGGAUGGUAUUGACAUCGAUUCGGUGCAAUACGGUCAGAUCAAGGCCUGGAGGCCGACAGCUAUCACCAAGACUGUUCCCGACGUUUCCAAGGGCGACGUCGCACCCUUCGACUUCAUCCUCGUCACAACUAAGAACAUCCCCGACGUCCCUCCCACGGUGGCCGAUAUCAUCGCCCCAGCCGUAACCCCCGGCAAGACAGCCAUCGUCCUCUCCCAAAACGGCAUCAACAUCGAGAAGCCCCUCAUCCCUCGAUUCCCCACCAACCCUCUCAUCAGCAGCGUUGCCUACACAGGCGCGACCGAGACGGCGCUCGCAAAGAUCUACAACGACGAUCCGGACACUCAAAAGAUUGGCGCCUUUGUUAACCCUCAGGUUCCUCCUGCUGUGGCGGCCGAGGCUGCGCAGUGUUACGUUAGGAUCUAUAACCCGGAGGGAAAGCUCAAUGUCAUUUAUGAGCCUGAUGUUGGCAAGGCGCGAUGGAGGAAGAUUGCCUAUAACGGGUCUAUGAACCCCAUUGCCUCUAUCUUGCGAAUGGAUACCCCUCGUAUGCGAAUGAGCAGACACAUUAUCGAUGACCUGAUCCUCCCCAUCAUUCUCGAGAUCCGCGCCGUUGCUGAAGCCAACGGCGUCACUCUGCAGCCUGAUCUCAUCGACGCAGUCAUGCACCAGGAUCCAAACGAUACGGCGUUCAAGCCCAGCAUGUGCCAGGAUUACGAGAAGGGGAACUUGAUGGAGAUUGAGAACCUUAUCGGCGAGCCUUUGCGUGAGGGUGAGAAGCUGGGUGUCCCGAUGCCCACGCUUCGCGUUGUGUAUGGUAUCAUGAAGGGGCUGCAGCUCAAGGUGAAAGAAGAGAAGGGCUUGUGGACGGCCAAGUUUGAGCCUGGUAACCCUUACGAGUAG